AUGUCGUCGACUCGCCGCGAUGAGCCAAACAUGCCUGUAACUCCUUCUCGACGCCGAGUAUACAAUACCAGUGUAACCAACGACUCCCCACGAAGGAUGCGUGCCAUUAUGAAUGGGCUUACUGGAAGUUCGUCAGACGAUGAGAUGGGGGACUACCAAACUGCAGAUACCAGCCUGCGAUCCCCCGUCCGACUGGACAACCGUGCUAUGAGCUCCGCUGCAGGCAAGAAGACCGCCGUCCUCGAAUCUCGCUCCUCUACUAGCGCUGUUCACGACAAUCGAAGAGCAGCUAUCGACAAUGCAACCAUUGAUGAGUACAAUGGUUGGUCUGAUGAUCAAAUGCGUCAAACCUAUGUAUACAGGGUGAACCAGCUCGACGUCAAAGAUCGGGAGCUCAAAGCGAAAGAUAAGGAGCUCAAAGCCAAGAACGAGGAACUCGAGGCCAAAGAGGAGCAGAUCGAAGCACUGAAAGAACAGUUGAGGCUGCUAAGAGAGGAAAGAGAUUAUUUUUCUUCUCGCAGGAGUCAGCAUCCAUCCCCUUCGAAAACAGCAAUGCAG
Molecule: messenger RNA, 558 nt
Organism: Acaulospora colombiana
Lineage: Eukaryota; Fungi; Glomeromycota; Glomeromycetes; Diversisporales; Acaulosporaceae
Source: the annotation of a GenBank genome assembly